UCCACCCCCCCUCCCCUCUGAGGCUAUGUCCACCGAGUGCAGAGAGGGGAGCAGGAUAGGCACGCAGCCGCCACCACCGCAGUCGCACCGGGGCCAAGGAUCCCGGGAGGACCCUUGCAAGAUGCUCUUAGGACUUCUGGGUCUGGAAGAAUGAGCUUGUCCUUCCUUUUCCUCCUCCUCUUCCUCGGCCACCUGAUCCGCAGCUCUCGGACUGAAGAGAAGCAACUCUUUCCCAAAGCGCAACUAGGACCCACAGUCAGUAACCGUAAUCGAGGGGACAGCGGCAGCAGGGGCAGAAACAGCACUUCUUCCUUGAUUUCUUCUUCCUCCUCUGCCUCCUCCUCUUCUUCCCUGGGAAUUAAAGGCAGCGGCUCAGAGCGGAGCAGCUUUCAGUGGAGCCCAUCGGGACGCCGGACUGGCAGUCUCUACUGCAGAGUUGGUAUCGGUUUCCAUCUGCAGAUCCAUCCGGAUGGCAAAGUCAACGGCUCCCACGAAGCCAAUAUGCUAAGUAUUUUGGAAAUAUUUGCUGUGUCUCAGGGGAUUGUAGGAAUACGAGGAGUUUUCAGCAACAAAUUUUUAGCGAUGUCAAAAAAGGGAAAACUCCAUGCAAGUGCCAAAUUUACAGAUGAUUGCAAAUUCAAGGAGCGGUUUCAAGAAAAUAGCUAUAAUACCUAUGCUUCAGCCAUCCACAGGACAGAAAAGACUGGAAGAGAAUGGUAUGUGGCACUCAACAAAAGAGGUAAAGCCAAAAGAGGUUGUAGUCCAAGGGUCAAACCCCAACAUAUUUCUACACAUUUCCUUCCAAGAUUCAAACAGUCAGAACAGCCAGAACUUUCUUUUACAGUCACUGUUCCAGAAAAAAAAAAGCGACCUCCUAACGUGAUCAAACCAAAAGUCCCCCUUCCUGUACCUCGAAAGAAGCCAAAUACAGUCAAAUAUAGACUCAAGUUUCGCUUUGGAUAGCAGUUGGUCUUGUGAGGAGACUUUUUUCCCUUCACUAGUUGCUAUCAGAGCGACUAUCUUCAGAGUUCUAGACCUAGAAUGUAGGACAAGCUGCACUUUUCUCCAUUAAAGCAGUGCAGGGAGGUAACAAUUUGCAACUCUAGACUCAAGCAAUGUUGCUGAUUUACAAUGAAGAAGCAUCCAAACUGAAGUGAUGUUCUUAGUAGGAGCCUAAAAGGAAGAAGAUGGCUUCAAAUCAUGAAAAUGGAAAGCCUUUUGUUUGCUUACUUCUCAAUGGCAUUUGGACCUCUAUUUUCAGGACUGAUUGCGUAUUUUGAUGAUUUUUACAAAACAAAUUGAAAGAACAUACAUGGAACAUUUUUAUUUUAUUUUCCAAAGAAUAUUUUGGUGCAGAGAAAAUAUUUUAUUAACUCUUUUGUUUUUUUUUAAGAAAAAAAGCAUAUUUUCUUACUUUCAUUAUUACAAUUUAAGGAAUCUUUUAAUGUAAUAUACAUCACUUCCAUGCAUUUAAAGCUCUUUUGUAAUUUAUGUGCAUCUCUUCUGCAUUUUCUUUUCUCCCAGAUUUUUCAUUAUUUUUAGACCAUACCUCAUCAGAUGUUCUACAUUUAGCUCUGUGUCUUAAAAUGUUUCUUUCCUUCCCCUCAGAGCCCAAGGGUCAUCUUGAUUUCUUUUCUUUUUUUUUUUUUUUAAUAAUUUUGCUGUAAUGUGGAUUCAUUCUUCUUUGAUUACGGGACUAGAAUGGGGGUUGGAGUAAAGGCAAGAAUACACAAAAAGAGGCUUUGGGGAGAAAAGGGAAAGGCUUUUGGAGGGACAAAUACAGAAAUCAUUUUUGAUUCCAAAUAUGUACAGCAUUUGGUCAGGACAACCCUUCCCUACCCUUCCCUCCCCUCCCCUCUCCUCUCCUUCCCUUCCUUUCCCUUCCCUUUUCUUCCUUUCUUUUGUUUCCCCACAAUUACUCACCCAUCCACCCCACACCUAACAAGGAGAAGAAUACAUUUUACUUUGUCCAACAAACAUGCUGAAUGGAGGGCUUAAAAUACCUUUAAUGUAACAUCCCUGCUAGAUAGAGCUAUGAAAAAACAUUACUCUGCAAGAAAACAAAAAGAACCAUAUUCACUUCAAAGAUUAUUAGAUGUCCCUGUCAUCAAAAAUUGCCACUGUAGUCAUAAAAUCAAACUUUUAACAGUCUUUCCCUUCCAAAGAUAAUCAACCAUUUCUAUAAUAAUGGCAGCCUUUCAUUUCGAUAGGAAACAAGUGAUAUCUACUGGAAGGCAACUUUUGAAAAAAAAAAAAAACAGAUGAUGGUGUCUAACCCUGUUUCAUAUUUUAGAGCAAGUGGUAGUCUACAAAUUUUUUUCUUAAUAUUAGUUGCAUAAUUUAUUUAUUUACUUGAGUGCUCACUUAUAUGCAAUUUUUGUGAAUAUAUUUGAAUUCAUUUUCUAUAUAGAAAUGUGGCAAUAAAAUGGUGUAUUGAAUAUGGAAGUUGUGUGUCUUUCUUGGUAAGAAUGACAUAUUUCACAAAAGGUAUCUAUUUCAUCACACUAUUGGUCUCCUAUUUAAGAAAACAAUUAAAGAUAUAUUUGUUGCUCUGUAUGUAUGAAUACUUAAAAAAAAUCAAAGAUGCAGCUUUUUUUCUGUAUAAAUGUGAUAUAAAAAAAUUUACAAGACUUGAAUGUAUUACCAUUUAAGUCAGCCUGGUUUGUUUCAGUGGGAUAAAAAAAAUGUUCUCAUUAAUUAUGCUAAUAUAUUUUAAAGCAAUUAGUAUAAAUAGCAAAGCCAUGCUGUAAUCCAAAUAGAGUAUUCCAUUAUAAAACUAAUAAUUUAAUUAAAAUUUAUUUCAGUUUAAUGCAUGGUUUCUUUGUGAAUUCAAGGCCUUAGUUUUGUUGUUUGUUUUGUUUUGUUUUGUUUUGUUUUAACUGCAAAACUUACAAAAGCUAUAAUUAAUUUACACUCUAAUACAUGCUUCAGGUUUCACUUCAUUUGAUGGUAAUAUAGAAAAUUUUACAAAUACAGAUGUUAUUUUCAUCAUGAAUUGGCACAUCCAGCUAUCAAAGCUAGGAUAUUUUAUGUACAUAUACAAUAUAUUAAUAAUUUUUAAUCCAUAAUAAAGCAUAUUUGUGAUUC
This is a messenger RNA of Antechinus flavipes (yellow-footed antechinus), 3087 nucleotides long. RefSeq names its product fibroblast growth factor 5 (gene FGF5). Gene Ontology annotation, biological process: positive regulation of protein phosphorylation; animal organ morphogenesis; regulation of cell migration. The record is from RefSeq and is a predicted model, not a curated record. The transcript is spliced from 3 exons. The coding region runs from base 151 to 963 and encodes 270 amino acids. Gene Ontology annotation, molecular function: growth factor activity; fibroblast growth factor receptor binding. Gene Ontology annotation, cellular component: cytoplasm. NCBI's taxonomy places the organism in Eukaryota, Metazoa, Chordata, Mammalia, Dasyuromorphia, Dasyuridae.